AGUUAAAUUUUUUUUUUGUUUAGUUUAGUUUAAUUAAUUUGUGGCGAUACUUUUAAUUUUUUUCAAUCCGAGAAAUUAAGGAGGGCUUUCAUGUAAAACAUUUGUGUGUCACAGGUACCCGUGGCUGAAGGAAAAAGUGUUCAACAAACGGUGGAGAUGUUAAACAAAAAAUUAGAGCAACUGGGAGCAGUGAAGCAGGGUAACUUCUAUGUGGAUUGCGAGACCUACCACGCGGGCGCACCUGCCAUAGCCAAUUCAGGUCAGAGUCAAAAGUUCCUGUAUGUAAUGCACAAUUCGGAGGCACCACUUAGCUGCUUUGCACUUUUUGAAAAUGGCCCCUGCUUGGUAGCUGAUCCCAACUUUGAUGUGCUAAUGGUCAAGUUAAAGAGUUAUUUUCAGAAUGCCAAAGGCAACAAAGUGGAGAGCAGAGGAGCACGCUAUCAGUACUGUGACUUUUUGGUGAAAUUGGGAACAAUCACAAUGGGAUCUAGUGCCCGUGGCAUUUCUGUGGAGGUUGAAUACUGCCCUUGCAUUGUGGCUAAUGACUGCUGGAACCUUAUGAUGGAGUUUAUGCAAAGCUUUCUGAGUUCCCAUGUCCCAGGUGCACCUGCUGUUUUUGGGGUUAAGCCUGAUGGAAUCUAUUCUCCAUCUGACACUAUGGUGCAAUAUUUGGAGCUGUUUAACAAAGUACGCAAACAACAGGCCGCACCAAGCACUGGGAUGCGUUGAACUAUCUCUCUCAUCUCCAUGUAUUCAUUUUACUUCCUGAAGAAAAGUUUAGGAAGGAGCACAAAGGAGGCAUCUUGGUUACUGAUAUUGAAACAAAACAUUUCAGCCAUUUGUUUGUCAAGCUACAAAUGGGAAAACAUGGAUAAAUAUGAUUGUAAAACCUAUCUGCAGCUGCACAGUAUUGUUACAGUAUUCUGGACAUUUGCUGGUGUUUGUGUCCUGUAUAAGGAGACAUUACUGUUAAAUCUGUACUGCACCAUUUGUACAUAUUUUUUUGCAAGUUGCAUUAUAUUUUGUUACCUUUAUUUAUAAAUGAUGAGAUUAGUUGCCUAGUACAGUCUCUGCAAAUUAGUGGCAUGAAAAUAUUAAUUAUGAAAACAGUAAUGUUCUCUGAACAGUCCUGCAAGUCAUAAAACAAUGGGCAGGUAGAGGAUUGAUUUACAAUGUGAAUUUAAUAUUUGGGACUAACCUAUGUUUUUAUUUGUAAUUUUGUGUUUUGAUUAUGACUGUGCAGUAAGAGAUUUUACAUUCCUGCAACUAAAGUGUUAUGAUUUUAUACUUUCAUUUGUACAACAGAAUAUAGCGAACUUGCAAAGAUUUUAAAUAAAAUAUUCUUUAGCCUAGUAUUUUUAAAAAUA
This is a messenger RNA of Polypterus senegalus (gray bichir), 1367 nucleotides long. RefSeq names its product mediator complex subunit 20 (gene med20). Gene Ontology annotation, biological process: regulation of transcription by RNA polymerase II. Gene Ontology annotation, molecular function: transcription coactivator activity. Lineage: Eukaryota; Metazoa; Chordata; Cladistia; Polypteriformes; Polypteridae. The transcript is spliced from 4 exons. The coding region runs from base 157 to 729 and encodes 190 amino acids. The record is from RefSeq and is a predicted model, not a curated record. Gene Ontology annotation, cellular component: mediator complex.